CAACACACAUCGUGAUCAUCCCCAUCCCAUCGGAGACACCUAAGCUUUUCUCUUGAGAGCAACCAUCUUGGUCAACAGGAAGAGCCCAUUCCUUGGGCUCUAUGUAAACUCCCUUCCUCCCCCGACUCCACAUAAGAUCUGAUCUUCGCCUUCUGUCCCUCCAAGACCUAGAAAAAAGUGCCCAUCGAAAUCAACGAGGAUAAGCGUGACGGACCAAUUGACUUGGUAGGCUGGUAAGAAGCUGAAGAUUAGUGAUCUCAAUCAAGCCAUGUCGCUCUUCCAUCAUGGUCUCAAUCAACGAUCUAUUGGGUUCACUCAAAUAAUUCAAGCCUCUUCUCGCUCUCAUCCUAUCUUCACUCUUCAUCUGAUCUCCUCCUCGUCUGCCAAUCCUUCCAAUCCUGCCUCGUCGUCUAAUGUGGUCAAGAAAACUUCCUCUCAAUUUCAAUCCGUCGAUCUGGUAGACUUGGAACGGAUUAAUAGAACUAAAAAUCUUUUCGGGGUCCUCAUCGAUUCAAAGAAGACAUUUUCAUCAACCUCAGCCCGAUUACACUCGCUAGGAACUGUGAUCUUGGCACUUAGUAAUCGACCGUCUUCGUCCUUCUCACAGACUGAUAAGAAAAGCAAGAAGCAGAACCACAUCCUGUAUUGGGAGAGUAAAUUUACUCGACUUCUUAAGGACUGUUCGGGUGGGAGCUCGGAGAGGAUUUUGAUUAGUUGUAUGAUCAGUCAAAACGCGCAACACUUGAACGAAAGUUUCAUGAACACAUUACGAUAUGCGAUCCGGGCGAAGAAGAUUGAGAAAGUGAGUCAGAAGACGACGAAAGUGAUAUCGACGCCUUCGAUUAUUCCGAUGGGGAUGCCGAUGAUGAGCACGAUGAUGAGUCGGGAGGGGAGCAGUAAGAGCAAGCUACAGCCGCUGGGGGGGGGGGCGCGUCGGCUCCAGAACGGCGCUAUGACGAGCAUGUCGUCCAGGACGGUGACCAGUCGAGCCGGCACGUUGGUCAUGCCCACCGGAGCUGGUCGAAGAGAAAUCCAGAAACCGAUGGUGAUGAUCAAGAACGAGUUGAGCAAGAUCAAGGCGCUCCAGGCGAUCGUCUCCAAAGGCGCUUUUUCUCAUUCUUCCACUCCGGCCUCUUUGAACGACGACGACGACGACUCCCUCUGUCCCGCCGUCUAUCUCGCCGAACAGCUCCCUAAGUUCUCCCUCCUCAACCAGAACAGCCAGUCCCACUUCGCCAUCCAACUCCCUUCGGCCGUUGGCGCCUCUUCUGGUCUAUCUAAGCAGCCGACCUCAUCGGCUGUCAUGAUCCAUAGGAACAGUCGGAUCGUCUCGAGCUAUUUGAACUCGUUGACCCACUCGAUUGCCUCUUCCACCUCCACUUCUUCAAACAAUAACAACCCUUCUUCGAUUGUCAUGAGCGCGAAUCCGUCGAGCGAAUCAGAGGGUCAAGGGGGAACAACAACGAUGGUUGACGAUCCGUUCUUGCUCGUCCUGGUCGACCUAAAUGCGUUCUUUGGUAACUCCGUCUCGCCGCCUCCUUCCGCCACUCAUCAUGAUCAUCCUUCUUCUUCUUCUUUUGCUGCUACCGUCGCUUUGCUGUAUUAA
Puccinia graminis f. sp. tritici CRL 75-36-700-3 is the source of this 1606-nucleotide messenger RNA. RefSeq lists its product as uncharacterized. The record is from RefSeq and is a predicted model, not a curated record. The transcript has 5 exons. NCBI's taxonomy places the organism in Eukaryota, Fungi, Basidiomycota, Pucciniomycetes, Pucciniales, Pucciniaceae. Bases 269 to 1606 code for a protein of 445 amino acids. Gene Ontology annotation, biological process: microtubule-based movement. Gene Ontology annotation, molecular function: ATP binding; microtubule binding; microtubule motor activity.